Messenger RNA from Sitodiplosis mosellana (orange wheat blossom midge), 8029 nucleotides. RefSeq lists its product as uncharacterized. Gene Ontology annotation, cellular component: cytoplasm. The record is from RefSeq and is a predicted model, not a curated record. Gene Ontology annotation, biological process: secondary metabolite biosynthetic process; amino acid activation for nonribosomal peptide biosynthetic process. The transcript has a single exon. Gene Ontology annotation, molecular function: phosphopantetheine binding; catalytic activity. NCBI's taxonomy places the organism in Eukaryota, Metazoa, Arthropoda, Insecta, Diptera, Cecidomyiidae. The coding region runs from base 1 to 7503 and encodes 2500 amino acids.
AUGGAGGUAAUGUUGGCCAAUAUCUGGCGUCAACUGCUUGGCAUUGAUCGAGUUAGCCGACAUGACAAUUUCUUUGCGCUGGGUGGUCAUUCUUUGUUGAUCGUACGGAUGUUAGCACAUUUGAGACAAAUCGGACUGGAUACUACCGUACGAGAAGUAUUUGGUGCUCCAACGCUGGCCACGUUGGCCUUGAAUAUUGAUCGUUAUCAGAUAGUCCCAGUUCCACCCAAUCUUAUCACUACAAACAGUACAGGGAUUACUCCAGAAAUGUUACCACUUAUCAAUCUAUCUCAAGCAGAUAUCGAUGCAAUAAUUGCACAGGUGCCUGGUGGCAUAGCAAAUAUUCAAGAUAUUUAUGGGUUGGCACCACUACAGCACGGUAUUUUGUUCCAUCAUCUGAUGGCCAAAGAAGGAGAUCCAUAUUUAACAGUAAGCCGGCUUAGUUUUAUUGACAGAACAACACUCGAGCGUUAUACACACGCUCUACAGCAAGUGAUUAAAAGACACGAUAUCCUGCGUACUGCUUUCUUCUGGGAAGGACUCAAUGAACCUGUACAGGUGGUUCAACGCCAGGUUCCUUCGAUACUAACCGAGAUAACGUUGGAUAAUAAGUUUGAAGUAGUAUUCGAGCAGUUGAAUAACCAAUAUAAUCCACGUCACUACCGUUUAGAUUUUACACAGGCACCACUAUUGCGUUUGUUGGCUGCACAAACAUCUAAAGACAAUUGGGUGGCAGUUCAACUGAUUCAUCACAUAAUUGUUGACUUUACCACAAUGGAAAGACUACAAGCAGAAAUCCGUACAAUAUUCGACCAGCAGAGUGAAAAUCUAAGAGUUCCCACACCAUUCCGCCAAGUGGUAGCCCAAGCUCGCAUAGAAGUUAUCCAAACUGAUUAUACUCGAUUCUUCAGUGAAAUGCUCACAGAUGUUGACGAUUUAGCCUUACCAUUUGGUUUGAACCACACUGGAUGGAACCGUAUGGAUAUGAUCGAGGCGCAGUUGCAGCUGUCUCAUGAAUUGAUUGAUCUGUUAAGAGGACAUGCACGGCAUUUACGGGUCAGUCUGUCCAGUUUGUGUCAUCUGGCCUGGGCACAAGUGCUUUCUCGAGCUAGCGGUCGUGAAGCAGUAGUUUUUGGGACUGUGUUACUUGGUCGUUUACAAGCUGGCGAAGGCAACAAUAACAUCAUGGGACCGAUGAUUAAUACGCUACCCCUGCGCUUGGAUAUUGAUGAUAAGAGCGUAGAGACUGCAGUGUGUCAUACCCAUGCCCGUUUGAGUGCAUUACUAGCACACGAAUAUGCACCACUUGCGUUGGUACAACGCUGCAGUGGAGUUCCAGCUGGAUUGCCAUUGUUUAGUGCACUGAUGAACUAUCGUCAUAAGGCGAAAACAGAGCAUGUCAAUGCUUCACUUCCAGGGGUCAGAUUUUUAGGUAGUGAAGGGAGAACCAAUUACCCGUUAACCCUCUCCUUGGAUGAUAAUGAUGAUACCUUGUGCUUGUCAGUCCAAGUCGUAUCACAAGUAUCAGCAGCUCGUGUUGGUGCUUAUAUGCAACAAGCCUUGGUGUCGUUAUCCGACGCUUUAGUUAACAAGUCAAAACAAACAGUUCGAACAUUUACUGUGGUGCCACCGGAAGAGUGGAAUUUGUUGCUAAACACCUGGAACAACACCUCGGAGACCUAUCCACUUGCCCGCUGUCUACAUCAGUUAUUUGAGGCACAGGUGGAACGCGACGGACAGUCGAUCGCCGUGGAGUAUGAGGGUGAGACUCUAAGCUAUACGGAAUUAAACAGCCAAGCCAACAGACUAGCACAUUUCCUGAUCGCACAAGGUAUCAAGCCAGAUGAUCGUAUCGCACUUUGCGUCCAACGUAGUACGAAAUUGCUAGUGGCAAUGCUGGGCAUUCUUAAAGCGGGUGGCGCCUAUGUACCACUCGAUCCGAAAUACCCCAGUCAGCGGCUGACCAACAUUUUACAGAAUUCAAAUCCAAGGUGUCUUCUGGCAGACGCCGUUGGCCAAGAAGUACUCGGAAACCAUCAAAUACCAUUGAUCGACCUAAAAGAGACUUUAUCCGAAAAAUUAUCAACCCAUAAUCCAGAUUUGAUAAAGUUGGGCCUCACGCCAGUCCAUUUGGCUUACAUUAUUUAUACUUCUGGCUCAACCGGAACUCCGAAAGGGGUGAUGGUUGAACACAGAAAUGUAACAAAUUGCCUCUAUUUUAUCAAGGACGCGUUCACAUCUGAAGAUUUCAAGCACACCUCGUUUUCGACCUCUGUUAAUUUCGAUAUGUCCCUUUACGAGUGUUUCGCACCAUUAUCAAUGGGAACAACGUUGCAUAUUAUGACGGAUGCACUUGCGCUCUCUACAUCGUCAGACAUCUCCAUGCUCAGUACAAUACCUUCCGUUGUGACAACGAUACUUGAUACAGAUUGCUUACCAACGGCGCUGAAAGCUCUCCAUUUGAUUGGCGAGCCACUAAAAGCCAGCUUAAUCAAACGAAUAUUCACGCACACUCAAGUCAACGAGCUGUGUAAUCUCUAUGGCCUGACAGAAACGUCAUUCUUUUCUACGUUGCAUAGAUUUAAACGAGGCGAUGAUGUAGUUGAAACGAUAGGACGUCCGAUUGCAAACACUCGUGUAUACUUGCUUGAUGCAUAUGGUGAGCCAGUGCCAUUAGGAGCCGAAGGAGAAUUGUAUAUUAGUGGCGAUAGUGUAGCCCGUGGCUACCUGAACCGCCCUGAGCUUACCGCCGAACGUUUUCUACCUGAUCCAUUCAGUGAAACACCAGCAGCACGCAUGUACCGUACUGGUGAUCGAGCACGAUAUCUGCCUUAUGGUGAUCUGGUAUUUUUGGGACGUAUGGAUCAACAACUAAAAAUACGUGGCUUUCGAAUUGAGCCUGGCGAAAUUGAAGCUCGUCUAGUCGAAUAUCCUCAGGUUCAUGAUGCGAUAGUACAAUCUUAUGGAAAUGGAUCAGAUGCUCGUGUUGUCGCUUAUAUCGUGACUGAUCCACACACUUCAAUAGUCCAGAAUAUGAGGACAUAUUUGUCGAAAUUGCUGCCUGAUUAUAUGAUACCAACGGCUUAUAUUUGUCUACCAUCCUUGCCGCUUACACCAAAUGGUAAGCUCGACCGGCGAGCGCUACCGGCUCCAGAUGAUGUGGCUUUUGCUCUUCAACAUUAUGAAGCUCCUCUGGGUGAAAUGGAGGUAAUGUUGGCCAAUAUCUGGCGUCAACUGCUUGGCAUUGAGCAAGUCAGUCGACAUGACAACUUCUUUGCGCUUGGGGGCCACUCUUUGUUGGUCGUACGGAUGUUGGUAAAGUUGAGACAAAUUGGACUGGAUACCGCCGUACGAGAAGUAUUUGAUGCUCCAACGCUGGCCGCGUUGGCCUCGAAUAUUGACCGUUAUCAGGCAGUCACUAUUCCUCCCAAUCUCAUUGCCACAGACAGCACCGAAAUUACUCCAGAAAUGUUACCGCUUAUCAAUCUUUCUCAAGCAGAAAUUGAUGCAAUCAUCGCACAAGUUCCCGGUGGAGUAGCUAAUAUCCAAGAUAGUUAUGGAUUGACACCUUUACAGAGCGGUAUGUUGUACCAUCAUAUGAUGACCAAAGAGAGCGAUCCAUACUUGAUGAUAAUCCGUUUGGAAUUUUCUGACCAGAAAACACUUGAACAUUAUACAGACGCUCUACAACAAGUGAUAACAAGACAUGAUAUCCUUCGUACCGCCUUCUUCUGGGAAGGACUUAGUGAACCGGUACAGGUCGUUUUGCGCCAGGUUCCCUCGGUACUCACGGCAUUCACUAUAGAUGAUACCGGUGAGACGGUGCUAGAUAUGUUAAGCCAGAGCUUUGAAUCGGUUCACUACCGCGUAGACUUGGCGCAGGCACCGCUUAUGCGUUUGAUGGCUUCACCAACAUUAGAUGGGAGUUGGAUUGCGUUGCAGAUGAUGCAUCACAUUAUUAUUGACCAUUCAACACUGGAGAGACUACAGGCAGAGGUUCACAAUAUCAUGGGCGGAAAGAUUGACAAGUUGACAAUGUCCACAUCAUUCCGUAAUCUUGUAGCCCAAACUCGAAUAGGAGUUAGUCCAGUCCAAUACACACGUUUCUUUACUGAAAUACUGGGCGAUAUUGAUGAGCCAACCCUACCAUUUGGUCUGAGGGACGUUGGCCAAGACGGGACCAACAUCAAUGAAAUAGAGCUUAUUCUACCACAGAUGCUUAACAAUCAGCUACGGACGCUUGCACGAAAGCUUCAGGUUAAUCUGGCUAGCAUUUUCCACUUGGCUUUUGCACAAGUACUUUCUAAAGCUAGCGGACGUGAGGCGGUAGUCUUCGGCACUGUGAUUCUCGGACGUUUACAUUUCGGAGAGGGAAUCAAUAGUAAUAUCAUGGGACCAACGAUUAACACGCUACCAUUGCGAUUAGAUAUUGAUGAGACGAGCGUUGAGACCGCAGUACGCCUUACUCAUGCUCGAUUGAGUUCAUUGAUGGAACAUGAGCAUGCACCGCUUGUAUUGGUACAACGAUGCAGCGGAAUGCCAGUUGGUGCACCUUUAUUCAGCUCACUGAUAAACUAUCGUCAUAAGGUGAAAACAGAGCAUGUCAAUGCUUCAUUUCCAGGGGUCAGAUUUUUAGGUAGUGAAGGGAGAACUAAUUACCCGUUAACCCUCUCCUUGGAUGACAGUGAUGAUAUCUUGCACUUGUCAGUCCAAGUCGUGUUACAAGUAUCAGCAGCUCGGGUUGGUGCUUAUAUGCAACAAGCCUUGGUGUCGUUAUCCGACGCAUUAGCCAACAAGUCAAAACAACCAGUCCGAACAAUCACAGUGUUGCCACCGGAAGAGUGCACUUUGUUGCUUAACACCUGGAAUAACACCUCGGAGACCUAUCCACUUGCCCGCUGUCUACAUCAGUUAUUUGAGGCACAGGUGGAACGCGACGGACAGUCGAUCGCCGUGGAGUAUGAGGGUGAGACUCUAAGCUAUGCGGAAUUAAACAGCCAAGCCAAUAGACUAGCACAUUUCCUGAUCGCACAAGGUAUCAAGCCAGAUGAUCGUAUCGCACUUUGCGUCCAACGUAGUACGAAAUUGGUAGUGGCAAUGCUGGGCAUUCUUAAAGCGGGUGGCGCCUAUGUACCACUCGAUCCGAAAUACUCCAGUCAGCGGCUGACCAACAUUUUACAGAAUUCAAAUCCAAGGUGUCUUCUGGCAGACGCCGUUGGCCAAGAAGUACUCGGAAACCAUCAAAUACCAUUGAUCGACCUAAAAGAGACUUUAUCCGAAAAAUUAUCAACCCAUAAUCCAGAUUUGAUAAAGUUGGGCCUCACGCCAGUCCAUUUGGCUUACAUUAUUUAUACUUCUGGCUCAACCGGAACUCCGAAAGGGGUGAUGGUUGAACACAGAAAUGUAACGAAUUGCCUCUAUUUUAUCAAGGACGCGUUCACAUCUGAAGAUUUCGAGCACACCUCAUUUUCGACCUCCGUUAAUUUCGAUAUGUCCCUUUACGAGUGUUUUGCACCAUUGUCAAUGGGAACAACGUUGCAUAUUAUGACGGAUGCACUUGCGCUCUCUACAUCGUCAGACAUCUCCAUGCUCAGCACAAUACCUUCCGUUGUGACAACGAUACUUGAUACAGAUUGCUUACCAACGGCGCUGAAAGCUCUCCAUUUGAUAGGCGAGCCACUAAAAGCCAGCUUAAUCAAACGAAUAUUCACGCACACUCAAGUCAACGAGCUGUGUAAUCUCUAUGGCCUGACAGAAACGUCAUUCUUUUCUACAUUGCGUAGAUUUAAACGAGGCGAUGAUGUAGUUGAAACGAUAGGACGUCCGAUUGCGAACACUCGUGUAUACUUGCUUGAUGCAUAUGGUGAGCCAGUGCCAUUGAGAGCCGAAGGAGAAUUGUAUAUUAGUGGCGAUAGUGUAGCCCGUGGCUACCUGAACCGCCCUGAGCUUACCGCCGAACGUUUUCUACCUGAUCCAUUCAGUGAAACACCAGCAGCACGCAUGUACCGUACUGGUGAUCGAGCGCGAUAUCUGCUUAAUGGUGAUCUGGUAUUUUUGGGACGUAUGGAUCAACAACUAAAAAUACGUGGCUUUCGAAUUGAGCCUGGCGAAAUUGAAGCUCGUCUAGUCGAACAUCCUCAGGUUCAUGAUGCGAUAGUACAAUCUUAUGGAAAUGGAUCAGAUGCUCGUGUUGUCGCUUAUAUAGUGGCCGAUAGAGAUACAUCAUUGUUCCAGGAUUUGCACACUUAUCUCUCGACCUUAUUACCUCACUAUAUGAUACCAGCGGCUUAUGUGUGUCUACCAUCCUUACCACUCACACCCAAUGGCAAGUUAGACCGGCGAGCACUCCCACCUCCAGAUGAUGAGACGUUUGCCCGACAGAAGUAUGAAGCUCCACAAAAUGAAAUGGAGGAACACCUGGUCGUCAUUUGGAGUGAGUUGCUUAACAUUGAGCGCAUAAGUCGACAUGACAAUUUUUUCGAAUUGGGUGGCCAUUCUUUGCUGGUUAUGCAUCUGAGUAAUAAAGCUAGGUUCUAUAAUAUUCACAUUGAUACUCGUGAUAUAUAUUCCUUUCCAAUACUCAAAGAUUUAGCGGAACGUAUAACUAACCAUUUCAAGAGAUUGUACUCUGAUGUCGCUAUUCCAGCUCGUCAAUUUGGAAAUGAAACACCUCUAUUUCUUUUACCAGACGGCGAUGGAGGUAUCUCUUAUGCAUUCGAACUUGCCCAUGACAUAGAUAAAAAUAUUCCCAUUUAUGUCUUACCAUGGUCGUCGCCAGAGAACAUCCAGCCAUCAUCCAUCGAGGAAAUGGCUGAUGCAAUGAUUUCUCUUCUGAAGAAAAUUCAACCAAAUGGCCCUUAUGCGAUGGCUGGCUAUUCGGGUGGUGGUAUUUUAGCAUAUGAAAUAGGAAAACAACUCAUAAGCAAUGGAUGUACUGUUUCGUUCUUGGGCUUAAUCGAUACAUAUCCACCUAUUGCAAAUGUACUCACCGAAACUGAAAUAUUUGUAACAUUCUUGCUGCUUAAGUAUCCAGUUUUCAAAACGAUAAACGAUUCAAUGUGGUGGGCCCGUGUCAUGAGAUUGACUCUCAAUGAAGCAAUUGAAGAGAUCAAGAAGAUGAAUAUAUAUUCAAAAAGUUCAGAUAUUGAAUGGGAAGCAUUGUUGUCGAAACAACGUCAUAAUUACCAAAAGAUUUGUGCAGCGUUCAAAUUCGAUUCACUUUCGAUCAAUACAUGUUUAUUUAAGGCCGUAGAUUACAAUUCGUUUCAUGUUGAUAAUGAGCACUUGGACAAGUACUUUAAAAACUAUAUGGACAAUUCGAAGAAAUUGUACAGCUGUCCGAAAUUGGGCUGGGAAAAUUUUGAUUGUUCAACAGAUUUCCAUGUUAUUGCUGUAGAGGGUGAUCAUUUUACAAUGGUGAAAGAUCAAAAAAAUCGGUUUCUCCUGGGAAAACAUAUAACAAAGUCUCAUCGACAAGGACAGAACCCCCAACACGUAUUGUAAAUUCUGUACCUGAAUACAGAACGUAAGUAGGUGUAGAAAUGUGGAUCGUUUCGUUUUCUCAUCCUUUGCUAUGAUUGUCCUAUCUCACAUACAUAUGUGGUUAACUAUAGUUAUGUACGAAUUAUCUAAGUACCAUUUAAUUACCGAAGCGAUUGUUAUGCGCUUAAAGUAAGAAUAGAAUAGAACAGAUAAGGGAUAAAUACUACAAUUUGAUACAACUGUGCAAAUCAUCAAAUUCGAUACAUCGAUGCUUGCUUAUAAAAUAAAAUCGAAUUGAAUAAAAUCUAUUAUUAUUGUUUAUUUGAUUCGGUAUAAGAUUUUACAAUCAUUACACAUGCUGCCCAUAGGGACAAUUGGGUUAUACAUUUUUCUUAAUUCUAGUGUUUCAGUGAAUUAUUGCUUUAUUUUUAUUUAUUAAAUAAAUUUGUACUAUAAAGUUCUUUAAAAUCUAUAUAAUCACUCGUAUUUCGGAUUUCAUCUGGAAUUUCAUUCCACAAACCAGGACUACUAAUAUAAACAGAAGUUU